AUGCGGGCAAUGAUUGAGACAAUGGAAGCAACACACACCUCUGGCUCUUUGGAUAGCGAUAAGAAGCGCAACAAGUUAGGAUAUCACCGGACAUCUGUCGCAUGUGUCCACUGUCGACGACGGAAAAUCAGGUGUUUAGUCGCCGCAGACGACACACAGGGACGAUGUGAAAAUUGUAUUCGGUUGCGAAAAGAGUGCCAAUUUUUCCCAGUAGACCAGCAACCGCCAAUCGAGAAGAAGGCUCGGCCCAGUUCGAGGCUGGAAACACAAUCAUCAGACCUUGCAACAACUCCCGUCGCCUCUUCACCUAUCAUGCACGCCGAAGCAGGUGUACCAGUUGAUUACUAUCAGUACCCGCAGGUUCCUUUGAGUUCAUCUGCAGGUCAAGACAUGGCAGCCUUUAGCCCUAAUGCUUAUGCGGGUACUCCUCUUUCGAGCUUCUCAGCCAAUCGACCGAUGGGACCUGGUGACUACCCAGGACAUCCAGCGAUGGAGAGUGGACUCUCCUGGGACGAAUUUACGACGAUAACUGAACCUCACAUCAUGGCCACAAUGGCUGGAAAAGGACCGAUGAUGGCCUUAGCUCCUAAUGUCUGGAAUCCGGGGUCUAUACCUAAUGGAUUGCCACCGAGUUCGCCUAUGUCAGGAGGAUCUCCUAUGCCUGGCCACGCGCAACCUGUGAACCCAGCUAUGUACGCUCUGCAGUCCGACGGAACCGCCUGGCCUGUGCAAUCACCUCCACCACCAUCCCGGGCAUUGAGUUACCCGGGACAGCCUGAGAUGAGCUCCUCAUAUCCCACCUCAUAUCCACAACAAAUGCCUCCGGACCUCAAACGGCGAGUGACAGUCCCUACACAACAAUCAAUGCAUUCUCCAUCCGACGUAUUGGGAUCCUCCGCACCUGGAUCUGAGAUGCAUGUACCCCCUGGCUCGGUCCCAUACCCUGUCCAAGCCGGUAUCGGAUACGCAUCAUGGCCGAUGAACGCCAUGCCAUCCGGCAUGAACGUGGUAUACCCAGACGCUAUGCAACAACAAUUCCACUCACCAAUGGGGCAGCCGGGACAUUCCGGCCCAUAA
Penicillium taxi is the source of this 1077-nucleotide messenger RNA. Its product is annotated as putative C6 finger domain protein. Bases 1 to 1077 code for a protein of 358 amino acids. Lineage: Eukaryota; Fungi; Ascomycota; Eurotiomycetes; Eurotiales; Aspergillaceae. Gene Ontology annotation, molecular function: DNA-binding transcription factor activity, RNA polymerase II-specific; zinc ion binding. The record is from RefSeq and is a predicted model, not a curated record. Gene Ontology annotation, biological process: regulation of DNA-templated transcription. The transcript is spliced from 3 exons.